AUGAGCCAAACAGAAGGCCCAAGUAAGUCCUCCGCUGCCGCUGAUGCUGCCCGCCGAGAACAAUUUGCCAAACACGUCAAGCGGCAUCCUUUGAACACUGUCGUCCCGGGUUCUGAGGGCUGGACCAGUCCCGCUUUCCGUAUUUUCCUAGAGUCAAACACGGGCAGCCGCGAGGAGGUACAGCCUGGCCACCGCUACUACCCCAUCCAUGCCCACAUCCUAACAGCAUUCAAUCACCUCCUUGCAUCGGACAGGGCAAAGGAGAUCAUCUCGGCUAUGAUUCUCACUACUAUUGCGGAACUCGAUGGGGCUCCAAUCCUGCAUCCAACAGAGGAAGACAAUGACCACAUUAGUGUCUCCGACGUCGAAGAAGCGCUCAAGACGGGAAUGCCGAAUGUCUUCAUUCGAACACUAGCCAAACCGACCAAAUCUGGGCCGCCCACAGAGUUCCCAUGGGGGAUGAUUAGCGUUGAAAACAAUACAAUAGAGCUGAGUCUGUCCAAAGAACUUUGCGAUGUCCUCUGUCCGAUGACACCUGUCCCCAAUGCGGCCUUGCGGGCAUCAUUCGAGCUCAUCCUCCUCCUGACGAUUGAGCAUGAACUUGUUCAUGUCCUCAUAAAGCUGUUCUUUGGGCUUACCUUCAUAAUGCCCAGGUUACCAUGCUUUCAAGAGGUCUACGACACCUCGGGCGAUAGAAUUGCGGAAUCAGGGGCAACAUUUGAGGCGUCCUACAUGGGUGUCCAAAUCCAAGCAGAGUGGACCCUCCCCCUCGACGAGCCAAAUUCCAAUGGAUUUCCCAACUUGGAGAAAAUGGCCGGAUUAGUGGCACGAGUACUCCCGUGGCUUGAAGUUUUUCCGCUGGAGCCACAAGAUGUCCACAACCUGCUUGCGUCUUUUUCAAGUGAUCGCCUCUGGAUUCUCAGGCUCAAACAGCUAUAUCUGCCGCUGCCACAAAUCGACAUUAACCGCACUCUGCGCUACAGUGUGUCUUUGGAAAGCCUUGAGAACGAGGAGGAAGAGCCCGAGUUGAACAAUCAGCAAGUCUACCGUUCGGGCUCAUGCUGUGGCACCCACUCACUCCACUGGUCUUCGUCUCAUAGGGUCCAGGUUUGA
Messenger RNA from Mycena indigotica, 1113 nucleotides. RefSeq lists its product as uncharacterized. The record is from RefSeq and is a predicted model, not a curated record. The transcript has 3 exons. Bases 1 to 1113 code for a protein of 370 amino acids. Lineage: Eukaryota; Fungi; Basidiomycota; Agaricomycetes; Agaricales; Mycenaceae.